This is a messenger RNA of Aspergillus puulaauensis, 1413 nucleotides long. RefSeq lists its product as uncharacterized. NCBI's taxonomy places the organism in Eukaryota, Fungi, Ascomycota, Eurotiomycetes, Eurotiales, Aspergillaceae. Bases 1 to 1413 code for a protein of 470 amino acids. The transcript has 3 exons. The record is from RefSeq and is a predicted model, not a curated record.
AUGACUUCUCAAUCCUAUGACCUGAUCGUAGUCGGCUCCGGCUUUGCGGGCUGCAUGACCGCGCUGAACUUCCUGGAGACAUGCGAGCGCCUGAACAAGCCCGGGAGAGUUGCUCUUGUUGAAGCAGGCAAGAAGGGCGAACGUUGUGGUGCAUCUCGCUGGACGGGUGCUUUUCUCCGCUUGGAUCAGGACUACAACUUCGACGAAGACUGGAUCCAGGAAAUGACCCAUGUUAGCAACGGGCAGGCGGAUUUGGAAUACUGUCGCAAGUUGGGCCGCGAGGCGAAGGCCUCUGUCGAGUUUGUCGAGAACCACGGGGUCAAAUUUGUGAAGCAUGAGGAGAAGAAUGUCCUCCUCGAAUUCAAAACGAAUCAGUACUUUGUCAUGCCUGAGGGCGGCGGCUGGGCAAUCAUCCAAGCCCUAAUUAAACACAUCGAACGCUUCGACAACUGCGAUAUCCACUGGGAGACCGAGGGUCGGACUCUUCUAACAGACCACCAAGGUCGCAUCAACGGCCUGCGUGCUCGGCGCUUGUCUACAGGUCUCCUAGAGAGUCUCUACGCCCCCGAUGUGAUGCUCGCCAGCGGUGGCUUCGAAGGCAACCGCGAGAUGCUGGCCAAGUACGUCGGUCCUAAGACACACGAGCUACACCUCAUCGCCCCCGGUCUCAAGUACAACCAGGGCCAGGGACUCAACAUGGCGCUGGAAGUCGGCGCCGACACGGCCGGGUCGUUUAGUGGCACCCACAGUGAGCUAGUUGACACGCGGGCGACGAAGCCCGACGCCGUGAUCUGGGGGCACAACUACGGAAUUGUGGUGAAUGGUGACUGUGAACGGUUCUAUGAUGAGGGUAAACGUCACCUGUUUGCUACCUUCGAAAUGAUUGCCUUGGAACUGUGGCGCGACCACAACAACAAGGGUUUCUUCAUAACAGACGCUAUAACCAUGGAUCGAUUCCGCCCCGGCUGGGUCUAUGAAUCUACAGACCAAGAGCCUAUCAAGGCUAAUACGGUCGCAGAGCUAGCAGAAAAACUCGGCGUCGAGGAAGCUAAACUAUCCAAGACAAUCACCGAGUACAAUUCCGCCUGCAAUGAUAAGCCGCUGGAUCUCAUGAAGCUGGAUCAGAAGGCUACGACUGGGCUCAAGGUCAACAAGUCCAACUGGGCGAAUCCUCUGAACAAUCCUCCGUUCUAUGCGUUCCCAGUCACCGCUCAGCUUACCUUUACUUACGGUGGUGUGAAGGUGAACACGGACUCGCAGGUCUUGAUGCCCAAUGGGGGCCCUAUACCGGGACUUUGGGCUACUGGUGAACUCACUGGUCUUUUCUAUAAUGAAUAUCCUCCAGCUACGUCGGUCUUGAGGUCGCUGACGUUCGGUCGACUGGCCGGCACUGCUAUUGCUAACAAGCUAUAG